CGGCGGCUUUAAUAUAGUGGACGUGCAAGGUUGAUGCACUGCCACAUUAAGCGACAAUGUUUAAAAGGCAGAGAGAACAACUUCCACUUCCUCCUCCACAUUCAUUCUUACUAGGACCUCGUCACUCGGCUCCUUUUCAAGUCAAUCAGAGAUAAAGAAAAGCGCGAUUUUUGUGCAAAUUAAUUGCCCAUCACUUGAGGGGGAUGAGGGGGAUCUGAUGGCCCCAUACAGAACCAUUACGCGGCCUCGACGUUCAUUUUGAGUCCAAGCGACGAGACUUUGUACGGAAUACGAACAGAAAAAGGAGCUUCGUCAAUCAUUUUAAAGGAGGAUUCAUAUUCGUAAGAGGAUUAUCACUCGACGGAUUAAUUUAAAAAAUAUUCUCCGUCUUCAAACAAGUCUCUCCUUUCUUCGAGAUCUUUUGCUUUGGUCUUUUGGGUGGCGGCGUAAGAGCCGACUAAUCCAAUUACUCAUGGGGCCACGCAAUGCCACGCAACGCAUCGUCGCUCUUGACCAUCAAAAACUUGCCUCAGCUCCGCCCAGAAGAUAUCUACCAUGUCCCAAGAACGAAUACCUUACUCCCUCUGCCAUGGAAUCUUCAACAUGAGACUCUUGCGGUUUAACCGUAAAUUUUGAGUUAAAAAAUGCUUCCUUGAUCUUGACUUUGACAUCCAUUCCAUUUGACAUGACUGCAACAAGACAAUGCCCCCACCACAUCCCCCCGUGUUAUCCACCACGCACGAACACGAUCUUAUUGUCGAUGCUUCUAUUUUGAGCAUCAUAAAGCCACCGCUGCCAAGCCGACGUCCGAGAACUGCUCAGUCACCUAGCAAUGCCGAGGUCUUGGUACCGCCACUCAUCGCUGGCGCUCUCGUUGCUGCUUUUGCCACUGCCCUUGCCGAUGGGUUGAACAACGAACUCCUCACCCAUUAUUAUCUCCCUGAGCAAAAGUUUCGCGUCAACAUUGAUAGGAUAUUGGAUCGACUGUUGUCUGAGUUCACGUUGAUGUUAUGGGAUGAACUUUGGGCUUUCUAUUGUGACUCGAAUCCAGACUCGACUGAGCAAAUUAAGAAAUUGUUCGAUGGACCUGUUUGUCAACUUAUAUUGAUCCUCAAUGGGCCAGAAGCACCGCGAUGCCUACUCGAUAAACUCGGUCCCGGUAUAUCACGACGUCCUGCGACAUGGUCCGAGGCAGCACGGGGCAUUGAACUGCCAGUUGCUCUCCAACUCUUAUGCAGUUACUGGGACAGAGAAUACCCAGCCCGUUCACCCAGGGGCACACCGAAUGAAAUUGCUGCUUCUCUCCAUACCUAUAUCACGACAGGAAGGUCUGCGAGACAUCUUAUCUCAAGGAUACGCGAGGUCUUGAUCUCGCCCCACUAUGUGCAAAUGCAUCUCAUGGAAUCAGCUCUCUGGCACAUCCUCAUGAAACCCCCUUAUCGACCCCCUAGCGAUGGAUUCCACGCCAUCCAGUUCAAAUUUGAGUGUCAACUCUUUGGACCCCUUCAAGGCAUCGGAGAUCCUCAACUCGUCAAAAUGGGCUCCUUGCCAGCUAUUACUGGCACCGCAAAUGACUGCGUUUACACCACGAUAUCUGAGUAUACAAUGAAGCAGUGGCCCAAGUGCGGCGAACUCCUCCUGGGAUGUAUCGAAGACGCCGUCAAAGAAGCUUCGGCGUCGAGCUGCGAGGGCCACUCAUUCACCGGCAUGUCGAUUUGGGAUGGUACCGAAAACCCGUUCUUAUGUCCUGGACUACGCCUGCUGCACGUCGAGGUCGAAGAUGGCUCAAUACGCUUGACAGUAUCGGCAUGGACCCACACCAUGAUAGAAAUCUUACAACAGAUGGCGUGGACUUGCGCAGCACUCAGCUCCUCGCCAUUUCAGGGUUCCCUCUCUGAGAGCGCCAUUGAAGUGUCGGAUUGGCAGUACAUGGACGAUUCAAUCUUUGUCGAGUGUAAUCUUUCGCAUCGACCUGUGCCGGAAGGAGAUGGCUCAGCGUGGCUGAAGCAGCUGGGAGGGGCUGCUAUUGCAAACGGAUUCCCGAUAAACCAUGUAAGAGAAGAUUCUCAGAUGACAUAGAGUGGAGGUUAUGAGGGCCAGAAGGGACGAGUAUAUGACAGAGCUUUUAUUCUAGAUAAAAUGAUACCCGUAAUUAAGCAUUGAAUGAUGGUUCAACAUUUCGAUCUUUGAGAGAUUCACGUAAUGGUAGGCUUAGAGGAUCUCGUAUAUUCUUUCUGUCUUUGAAG
This is a messenger RNA of Fusarium verticillioides 7600, 2246 nucleotides long. RefSeq lists its product as hypothetical. The record is from RefSeq and is a predicted model, not a curated record. The coding region runs from base 703 to 2079 and encodes 458 amino acids. The transcript has a single exon. NCBI's taxonomy places the organism in Eukaryota, Fungi, Ascomycota, Sordariomycetes, Hypocreales, Nectriaceae.